UGGGAGAACGCACGGCAGGGUUCAAUUCGAUAGCGCAGUAACAUCAUAAGAAUCUUUCACGAAGAAAGAGACCGAGAACGCUCAAGUCGACUCACUCAAGGGAAGCAGUUUGUUGGUUGCAAAUUUUGAUUCUGAACAGAAAAUGGCGCCGUCAUUAUCGUAUAUCCCCGAGCCCCACGAACAGGUACGCGAAGAGAAACAAUGACGAGACGAACCGAUUGUUGCAACGGUGCUGGAAUGUGGCUAUCGCACUUUGAAAUAUUGUAACAAUCAUACACCGAACUCACCGAGACAGGAAACCGUGUCUUCUUUGUUGAUGCAACUGCGUGUUUGCUGUUUGUCGCUUUGGAUGUCGCAUUGCACGUCCUGAACUUUGCCGCGGUCAUUUCGUAUGCCAUGUUGUAACUGGUAAAUUGUUGGUUUUUGCAAAUUUGGGACAACGACAAAAACACAAUCGCGUGCAAUUCGCUGCCAACCGCAACUMGGCUGAUUCGAUUCGUUUUUCAUGAUUUGGUCAGGCCUACUACCUGGCCCUCUUCCAGGCCGCCGAUGUUCAAAAGAACGGAAUCAUCAGCGGAGCCGAAGCCGUUCAGUUCUUUGGCCGCUCGAAGCUCCCCAUCGAGGUGCUGAAAAAUAUUUGGACGGUAGCCGACCAGCCCUCGACGAGCAGCCUGGACCACAAGAAAUUCGCCGUUGCCGUUCGGAUCAUCCAGCUGACCCAGAACGGUACCAAGGGAUCAGGGCCCACCCUCGCGGCACCCCCCGGUGUCCAACUGAAACCCGCCUUCUUCGAGGGACUGGCGCCACCGCAACAGCAGCAACAACAACCGCCACCACCGACCCCUCAGCAACCCCAGCGAGCCAUGCAGCCACCGCCGCAGCCGACGAAUAGUCCCCCGCGAACUAUGCAACAACAGCCGCAAGUCCCGCCUUCACCCAGCCGGGCACUGGUCGGCAUGGACCCGUAUUCGCUAUCGCCCCAGGAACGAUCCCGCUACGAGGGACUCUUUCCUCAGUAUGCCAAGACCGAGGCCGAUGGAGCAAUGUUUGUCUACGGAUCCGAGGCCGUCCCGCUUUUCAUGAAAUCCGGUGUUGAUCCCAACAGCCUGAGGGACAUUUGGAACAUGGUCGACCGAAAUCCCGUCGACAACCGACUCGACAAGCUCGAGUUUGCCCUGGCCAUGCACUUGAUUGUCUGCGUCAGCAAAAAGAACCUGCCGCUUCCGAAGGGAGGCACUUUGCCGAGUUCGCUGCAGGCCCUCAAGGUGGCAGCGGGGGGAAAUGCUGCUGCUGCUGCUGCUGCUGCUGCUGAAACCGAAGGUACCCAGAAAUCUUACACGUUGGGUGCCGCUGCUGCGGUUCCACCCGCAGCGCCCGCGGCCAUCCAGCCUUCGAAAUCAUUUGGAAUGGAAGGUCCGCCGCCCCUCGGGAGCGGUGCCAUGGGUGGGGUGAGCAUUUCCGACGCUUUUGAGGGACUCAGUACGGAACCGACCACUACAACUACACUCCCUUCGUAUGUGCCACAGGAACCUGCAGCAGCUCCCGUUGUUGUUGAGCCCCCCACCCCACAACCCGAGCCGAGCUAUGUCGUUCCGCCACAACCGGUGACGGCGGAGACUGUGGAACCCCCCACUCCGCAGCCCCAACCGAGCUACGUACAGCAGCCAGCACCAGUUGCGGAGCCAUCAAUGGCGGCCUCCACGACACCACCCGCACCAACACCGGCAGCUACGUACGAGGUGAGCAAUUCCCACCAGGAAGAACUCGAAAAGCUCAAGGUCGUCUUGCAGAAGCUCAAGGCCGAAAACAUUUCCCUCAAGUCCCAGCUAGGCAACAUGACAGAGGAGGAAAAGAAUGUCCAGCAAGAACUUGGACAGACUGUGGCGGAAAUAACUGCUCUCUCGUCCGAUCUUGGGGCACAGCGCCAGCAAGUGCUCGAGGCCAAAAAUCGUCUCCUAGAGGCCAGGGCCGAACUGAAAGCCCAACAGGGCACGAAGGGGUGAGUCUUGCUGCGUGGAUUACGCUUUACGAUGUCGUCUUGACAAUAACUUAAUAGUGGUUUUCGUUUGAUAAGUGACGAGCGUUAAAAAAUUGGCGUAUACAGCCACAACGACUUUUGUCGGCACCGAAGACUAAUGCGUUUAUUAUUGCUCCUCUUCCUUUAUUUCCUCUAUGGCUGACCCUGUUGGUUUGAACUCUGUCUGCACAGAGUUUUGACCGAACUCAUCUCGGAGGCCGAACAGACCAAGGAAGCCAUCGAAAGUGCAACGGAAACUCUCCAGUCCAACGCAGCAGCACCACCACCAACCAGCCAGCCUGUUGCAGGACCGGAAGUCGAUCUAUUUGGCACUAGUGCACCCGCAACCGCAGGAGUUCAAGAUUCCCAGGAACCCGAAGGAUUUAUGAACGAGCACACGAUACCUAAUGAGACGAAGAAUUUGCCCGCCGGAGUGCCCAGUAUGCCUGCCCCGUCCUCUGCGGAAAUUGCGGCUCCUGGCACGCCCACGCGCCCACCGCAGCCGAUGGAACAACAGCAACAAAUAGCACAAGCACCACCACCAGCAAUGUAUUCAAAUUAUGCUGCUCCUGCUCCUCCACAAGCACCCCAACCGGCUCCACCUCCUAUGCCAUCUCCGAUGCCCGAGCGUUCUCACGCGCGAGAGCAACAAUACCUGAGCCCUACCAAUCUCAACCGACCUCCAGUUCCGGGACAUUUCCGUCAAUCUUCGGGAUUUGACUCUGGCUUUCUCAUGGGAGGAUCGCCAACCGUAGUCUAUCCGGAUUCGGGAGCCCCCGACGCCGAUAACGUAUCGCAGGCGGCCUUCUCUCACGCGAGCACGGGAGAUUAUGGCUAUGACGAUCAAGCCUUUGAGGUUGUAGAGGGAAUGAAAAAGAGAGCAAAGGCAGCCGACGGGGUCGCACGGGAUGCCGAAGCAGCCUCUAGCAAGCUAGCUGCCGAAGCCGACGAGCUUCGUGCGGAUGCCGAUCGUGCGGAGGCCAAUUACCGAAGUCUCAUGGCGGCUGCCGAGGAGAAGAAAAAGGGGCGCUUCGGCGGAGGCAAGAAGAAAAAGAUGAUGGACGGAGCCGAACAAGCCGGUAAAGACGCUGCUGAAAUCAAGAAACACUUCAUGGAGAUCCAAGGUCGCGCUCUCGAGGCCGCAUCCGUGGCGGCCCAAACCAGAGAGGAAGCAGAUAAGCUUCUGGUCGAAGCGGAAGCAGCCGAGCUGAAAAUGGCAGCGGUUGCGUCCGCUCAGCAAAAGCAACCUGCACCAGCUCCUGUUCCAGCUCCGGCGCCCCCUCAGACGAAUGACUACUAUGGUGGCAAUAUGGCUGCCCCACCUAAAACUGGUGCGAUGCCGAUGCCUCAGUAUGGCCAAGCGAUGCCUGCACCUACUCCAAUGGUAGGAUACAACGGCUACAACGGCUACAACGCAAAUGGGGGUGCAGUCCCUGGUGAUGGUUACGGGCAACAACAACAUCAGAACUACGGACAAGCAUCACAACCUCCUGGACCAAUGGGCGCCAAUGGGGGCUACGAUAUGCCGCCCCCUGCAGCCUUUCAGCAAAUGCAACCGGCAACCGCUGCGCCGACAGCUGGCGGGGAGCUCUACGCGAACCCUUUUUGAUUUUUACUGAUGGAAAUGGUGCGUUAGAUUUAGUGAAUUUGGAGACAUGUGCUGCGAACGGCAUCUAAAAGUAGAGCAAUAUUAUUAUUUAACGAAGUUGCAUGUUGUUAUCAUUGUUUCGAAUGACCAUACGCUCUACUAGCGAUCGUCUACUUUGUUUGGGAAAAUAUGGAAAGCAAGCUUUUUGGUAAACAUUUUAUAGCACUUCCGAAUAACUAGGGUUAAUCUCG
Pseudo-nitzschia multistriata is the source of this 3856-nucleotide messenger RNA. The record is from the annotation of a GenBank genome assembly. Lineage: Eukaryota; Bacillariophyta; Bacillariophyceae; Bacillariales; Bacillariaceae.